Messenger RNA from Thecamonas trahens ATCC 50062, 621 nucleotides. RefSeq lists its product as uncharacterized. The record is from RefSeq and is a predicted model, not a curated record. The transcript has 2 exons. NCBI's taxonomy places the organism in Eukaryota, Apusomonadida, Apusomonadidae. The coding region runs from base 1 to 621 and encodes 206 amino acids.
AUGGACAAGGCCACGAGGACCGCGCGGAAGGCGGCGCUCACUAAGGCCAUUAUGGCGAAAACCAACGGCAUGCCCGCUGCAACAAUCGACCAGCUCACACUCGGCUUGCGGUCCCUUCUUGCCGCAGACUCGUCGCUCCCGGCCAGGACGACUAGCACCCUCCUGACUCCAGAUGUCAGCGCAGGCAUCGUCCAGGGAUACGCAUUCGAGCCGAGCGUCCGAGUCGUGGGCGAAGUCUCCCGGCCUGACAAGAACCACGACCUCCGCCGCGCGGCCGGCAUGGAGGCAGUCAUCACCACCGGCCGCGUCCCCAUCGAGAGGUUUGUGGCCGAGGCUUCCGUUCGUCACCAUCGCGCCAACCACACCAAAGUCAAGCGCGAGAAGAAGAAGUCUGCUAACGCUGGUAAGAACGACAUGGCCAUCGAGAUUAGCCUGGCGCCAACCGUCGAAGAGGUCAAGUCAACAAUCACGACCAUCGCCAACAACUUCUCAGGCCGAGCCCAGAAGAUGCGCGACACAAGCUCGGGUGUGCAGCAUGACGUGAUGCCGCAACAGGUUGUGCCAACGACACCACCUGCUGCCCCGUACGAGCCCAUGCCCAACGACGUGUGUGGCCCAUGA